Messenger RNA from Geosmithia morbida, 1272 nucleotides. RefSeq names its product glucarate dehydratase. NCBI's taxonomy places the organism in Eukaryota, Fungi, Ascomycota, Sordariomycetes, Hypocreales, Bionectriaceae. The transcript has a single exon. The coding region runs from base 1 to 1272 and encodes 423 amino acids. The record is from RefSeq and is a predicted model, not a curated record.
AUGUCUCAUCGCGACGUUAUCCGAGAGAUAAUCAUCACGCCCGUGGCAUUCCAUGAUAUGCCCCUUUUGAACAGUGUCGGCGUGCACGAACCUUUUGCCCUGCGCAGCAUCGUUGAGGUCAUCACAGACGAUACUUACGGCCUGGGCGAAUCAUAUGGUGACUCGACUCACCUGUCUCGUCUACAAUCAGCAGCAGAUCGUAUCAAGGGCAUCACAGUGUAUGACACCAAUGCUAUCUACCAAGCAUGCGUCGACUCUCUGCUGGGAACCACAACCACCGGCGGCGAUGGAAUGGGGGGCAUGGUGACCACUGCGAGUGUCGCUGACAAAGUCUUCUCUCCAUUCGAGGUCGCAAGUCUCGAUAUCCAGGGCAAGUUGGCAGGUGUUCCUGUGAGUGCCCUGCUGGGCGGGAGAGUAAGGAGCAAUGUCCAAUACUCGGCAUACCUCUUCUACAAAUGGGCCGGGCAUCCGGGCUCUCCCGACGACGAGUACGGUGCUGCUCUUGACCCAGCUGGGCUCGUGAAGCAAGCCCGUAAAAUCAUUGAUAAGUACGGCUUCAAAGCCAUCAAGCUCAAGGGUGGUGUCUUCCCACCUGCCCAGGAGGUUGAGGCCGUCAAGGAACUCCACGCCUCAUUCCCUGGCGUGCCUCUGAGGCUAGACCCCAAUGCUGCAUGGAAUGUUGAAACAUCGAAAUGGGUUGCCAAGGAACUCACGGGGAUUGUCGAGUACCUGGAGGACCCAGCCCCCGAGAUUGACGGCAUGGCAGCGGUAGCGAAGGAGGCACCCAUGCCCUUGGCCACCAACAUGGCUGUGGUCGCCUUCAGUCAACUCCCCUCGUCCAUUCGACAAGACGCUGUUCAGGUGGUUCUCUCCGACCAUCACUUCUGGGGUGGCCUUCGCAAGUCCCAGAUUCUGGGGUCGAUAUGUUCUACCUGGGGCAUGCGUUUAUCCAUGCACUCCAAUAGUCAUCUGGGAAUUUCACUCGCCGCCAUGACUCAUCUGGCGGCAGCAACGCCCAAUCUUGACUAUGCCUGCGAUACGCACUGGCCUUGGAAACGCGAUGACGAGGAUGUUGUUCUUGAUGGCGCUAUCAAGUGGGUCGACGGCGGUGUCGUCGUGCCUACAACCCCCGGGUUGGGAGUAGAACUAGAUAGGGAGCGGUUGGCGCGUCUUCACAGGCAGUACAUCGACUGCGGGCUGCGCAAGCGAGAUGAUACGACUUAUAUGAGGAGGUUUCAACCAGAUUUCUCGCCUGAUAUUCCCAGGUGGUGA